This is a messenger RNA of Epinephelus moara (kelp grouper), 2085 nucleotides long. It is a transcript of the gene commd6, whose product is annotated as COMM domain containing 6. The transcript is spliced from 7 exons. NCBI's taxonomy places the organism in Eukaryota, Metazoa, Chordata, Actinopteri, Perciformes, Serranidae. Bases 226 to 825 code for a protein of 199 amino acids. Gene Ontology annotation, molecular function: NF-kappaB binding. The record is from RefSeq and is a predicted model, not a curated record.
GCAUCCGUCAACAAACCGAGAGAAUACGGAAGUUGCCGAUUGUUUUCAAAGGAGACUAUUCUUCUCUGUGCAGACAGUCGCUCUCUUUGUCAUUAAACGGGAUUUUUUAAGUUUCAUAUUUUCUCUACAGCUGUUAAAGAGGUAUUUGAAGUUGUCAAGCGAGGAAGUCGCUAACUUGGUGACACUGACACGGCGGUUAAACCUGCAGCCUGACAGACAGAGAGGAUGCCAGCAGCAGAGGAGUCCCAUGGUGUCAACAAAGUCGUGGACAACAUCUGUAAGCUUUCUCCAGAUCUGGUGGCUGAAGCAUGUCAGCACAUCCUGACUUAUCUACAAGGGCACACCAGAGGAGUAGAUUCAGCUGAAAUUUCUGAUAGUUUUCAGAGAGCCGGAGUCAGAUUUAACAAUGAAGCUCUACAGGACAUUGUGAGAUUCCUCAUGUUGACAUUCAGGUCUGCUGGGAAGAGCAACCUCUCUGCGGAUGACCUUGUGUCGAGGCUGGAAGAAGACAGUAACAAGUGGGCCAAAGCUUCCCUUCAGGUGUUGCACAGGUUGUGGACUGAACAUGGUGCGUUAGUCCAGGCUCAGCAGAAGGUAGAGGCCACGCUCAGCAUCGGCCAGUUAGUGGACAUGCAGUGGAGGCUCGGCAUGGCAGUGAGCUCCGACACUUGUCGAUCUCUCAACUCCCCGUAUGUGACUCUGCUGCUGAAGAUCGUCGAGCCCUCUGGGCAGAUUUGUCACAGGUCUUUUGAGAUGACCAUUCCACAGUUCCAGAACUUUCACAAGCAGUUCAAGGAGAUGGCCGCUGUUAUGGAGACGGUAUGAUGGCUGCAAGCGAGAGUACACUCCAAUUUACAUGUAACCAACAGAAGAAGAGCUCAGCACAGGCGUUUGCCUGCUGACUGUCUCAAAAUGUGGAUACGAAUUAUUGUAAAUUUCAGUUGUCUGCUUUGCACUUUCAUUUUUAAGCAGAUUGCAUAAGCUCCUAAAUGAUUUACUUUUUGGACGCCAAGCUGUUACAUUAGUUUGAAAUGCCUGUCGUCACUUUGAAUGCCAAGAUUUAAGUGUACUUCCUCACAUUAACUUAUCUAGAUAUCAUUAAUUUAACUUUAGGGACAUGUACUGUACACUCAGUUGCCAGUUUAUUAGGUACAUCUAACUAAAACUAACACAUUUUUAAUACAGCAUUUUUUUGGACACUAAUGUUUCCCCUCAUCUCCUACUGUUGUAUCAGAGCAUUAUUCAGCCAGUCCUUCUGCACUGUUCCACCUGCUUUUUUAACAUGUUAUCGGUUAAAAAUAGUGCCAAACUCACAUGCAUCACUAAUGCCACUGCCAGGAUUAUUGGUCUCCCCACACCCAACCUGACAGAGUUAAACAUCAGGGCCGCUGCACACAUUGCAACCUCAGUAGAGCAGGGCAUCACACACCCACUCAAUCACCACCUCACCCCUCUGCCCCCUGGGCGCAGGUGCAGAGCACUGAGGUGCAGAAGGGCUCACUGUGGGAAGAGCCUGAUCCCUGCAGCCACAGCUGCUUUAAAAAAUAGGCCUCGCUGAACAGGCCUGAGUGUGCACUCCUGUCUGCGCCCUUACUGUGAUGUCGUCCAUGUUGUUUCUGUGUGUUGUGUGUUUGCUGUUGUCUGAGAAGGUACAGUGCUGGGGAAAGAAUCUCAUCUUGGGUACAAUAAAGUGGAAGUCUGUUUUAAAUCGAUGUUGAUUCAACUUCAUGGACAUUUUGGAGGAUAUAGUUUGUAGUGCUGUUAAAGUGUACUGCAUUAUACAGAGAGAUCAGGGGAUUUUUUUGUUAUUUAGUGUACGCUCAGUGGUGGGAUGGACAAAAUAAUAGACACCUGUCCACAAACAUCACAACCUAUAUCCUCCAAAUAUCUUUAAAGUUAAAUCUACACCCUCUAAAACAGUUAAAACAAAAGCUGAACAUUAUAACCUUCAUGAAGGGAGGAGUUAUUGCAGAACUGCUAUAUUAGUUUUAGCGAGGUGUACCUAAUAAACUGGUAAUUGUAUGUACUAUAAUGUACUUUACUACAUAUAUAAAUAAAAUCAUUUUAGUACUUUUCUGCCUUGAA